This is a messenger RNA of Hyposmocoma kahamanoa, 1495 nucleotides long. RefSeq names its product zinc finger protein 284-like. Gene Ontology annotation, cellular component: nucleus. Lineage: Eukaryota; Metazoa; Arthropoda; Insecta; Lepidoptera; Cosmopterigidae. Gene Ontology annotation, molecular function: DNA-binding transcription factor activity, RNA polymerase II-specific; RNA polymerase II cis-regulatory region sequence-specific DNA binding. The record is from RefSeq and is a predicted model, not a curated record. Gene Ontology annotation, biological process: regulation of transcription by RNA polymerase II. Bases 4 to 774 code for a protein of 256 amino acids. The transcript is spliced from 6 exons.
CACAUGUCCCGCCGUCAUCCUUCGGCGGAAUCAAAAAUAAAAUGCGAGUUAUGCGAGAAGCGAGUUAACCGGAACAGACUGAGGAGACAUGUUGCCAUUGCCCAUGGUACGAGCGCAUUGCGAUGCGGGUAUUGCAAAUCGGAGUACGACAGCAAAGAAGUCCUUAUAGAACAUGUUGUUACGUGCACGGCGAAGAAGAAAACUCGAAAAAUUUGUGAAUCGAGCCGCGAGCUUCAAGAGUGUGACAUUUGUCACAAACGAAUGCAAAAAGCUAGUUUGCGUAUGCAUAAAGCUGUGACACACGCCGGAUUGAGGCCUCACUGUGGCCGCAAUUUCGGAAACAAUUACCGUCUAAAUGAGCACUGUAGAGCAAAGCACGGAUAUGAAAAACUGAAAUGUUCGUAUUGCGAUUUUGAAAGCGCCGGCGUUAUGGCUUUGAGGAACCAUGAGCGACGGCACCGCAACGAGAAACCAUUUGUAUGCGAAACGUGCGGUGCUAAAUUCCACGCUGCGUACUUGCUUGCACAACACAAGAAAUCGCAUCGGACUGAGAAGCUUAUCAAAUGCAAUCUCUGUCCUGCUACGUUUAAAGCGAACAACAGCCUGCACACGCAUAAGCUCUCCUGCCAUAGCAAUUACCUGUACAAAUGCCACUUGUGCUCGCGUGUGUACAGUUCACGUCAUUACGCGGUUAAACAUUUGCGGCAUGUACACGAUUACAAAGGACCUGUUCCGCAGUUACAAAAAGUCCCAAAUGAGGUCAUCAUACCUUAGACACUGACUUCAAAUAAGAAGUUUUAUUAAAUAACUUGUUAAUUUACUUUUUCAUCACAUUUGCUCGUAAAUGGUAUGAUGUCAUGGUGGUUAAGUUGACUGUAAUGCCCCAAAUAAAACCCACGGGUCUUUUUUCUUUCCAUUAGAGCCAUGGAGUUUUUUUAAUUUGUAGCACGACAUACUUCCUUACACCGGUCAGGUUCAAACUCAAGCAAGCAGGUUGCGUAAGUUCAAUUUUAAAACAUUCGCUAAAAAUGUUGCCUAAAUAAAAAAUGAAAUUGCAGUUCAGCCACAUAGUGCUUAAGUACUUAUCGUCAAGAAUUUCUUAUAAUUGAUUAUUGAUUUUCUGUAUAAAAAUUUAGCAAACUUCUUUUACAAUCCGUCAUGGCUGUAUGCGUGUUUGCCUUUGUCAACACUUUAGUUCGAGUUUUAAAAAUGUUUUUAAAUUCUUUCAUAGAUAAUAAUCUAUGGAAGAAUUUAAAAAAAAAGAACAAAUAUUCCGCCAUUUGCCAAAUCAAUAAUUGUUGUGUCGUGAACCAUAUUUCUGUGGCUCUAGGAGACGCGAGUCUGAAUUUGUGUAUCUAGUUUUCACUAGAUACACAGAUUUAUAUCUUCGCAAGUGUGAUGAAAAACAUUGUAAAUGUAUCAUGGACGGUAAAGAAAUACAAAACUCGAGUUAUUGAAGCCCUCAGUGUUUGGCUUCGGGCUUCUAAGAGACCCU